Messenger RNA from Danaus chrysippus (African queen), 3948 nucleotides. Lineage: Eukaryota; Metazoa; Arthropoda; Insecta; Lepidoptera; Nymphalidae. The record is from the annotation of a GenBank genome assembly.
AUGAAGGAGGUUUUUCCUUUUGUUUUAGCUUUUUUCGGUUGUGUUUACUGUCAAGGGUCAGAAUCAAAUAUUCCCUUCAACCCUAAUUACCAACAGACUUAUCAAUCUGAUAGUCAGAAUACAACAGCAUAUCGGCCAAAUCAAAUUCCCUAUGGAAGUUUCCCAGUGAACGGGAACGAUUACUCUAACCAACAACAUACAGCACAGAGCUCAUUUUAUCAAGACAACCUAAACUCAGAUGUUUACGGUGAUGGAGAUGGUGAAGACCCUCAGAAUACAGCAACGUAUUACGCCGGCUUGGAUUACGAGGAGCGUUAUAGGUGCCCUCCUAAUUGGAUUCGUUAUAGAGAAUCAUGCUACCGUUUCACGAAAUCCCCAGACCGGCCCCGAAAUGAAGCUAGAAAAAUUUGUCAAGCUUACGAAGCAGAUCUUGCAUCCGUCAACAGCCCAGAAGAACAUGGUUUUAUAAUAACUAAUUUAAUGCGUCUAGAUCCACAGAAAGGGUCUUGGUACAUUGGCGCUCAUCAGCAAUCUCCAGGUUACUGGUCGAAUGAUGCGGAUGGGUCACAACUGUCCGGUUUGGAAAAUGCUUUCUUUGAUGAUAGAAAACUGACAUAUACCAGUUACAAUUUACUCCCACGUGAUUACCUAGUGUAUAGAUUCUCACAUGAAGAUGGCCGUUGGGGUCUCGCUGCUGUUGAAGGAACACAAUACUUUCAUUUCAUAUGUGAAGGACAGACACAGAGAUUGCACUAUCUAAUUGAAGAACAGAGGUCAUUUACAUAUGGCUUGGAUACAUUUGAUCCAGAAAGGAUUCCUAGAGGUCCCUACUUUAUCAAAGAACCAAUAGAUACUAUUUAUGAUCCUCUAAGAAAUAAACAUGUCCAGUUAACAUGUGUAGCUGGUGGUUAUCCAGCACCUACAUAUAAAUGGUUUCGAGAAGAUUAUCAAGUAGACAGUACAAUAUUCACUGAAAUUGAUCCUCUGUCUGAUACUAGAUUUAUACUAAGCGGAGGUUCCCUCAUGAUAUACAAUCCCGAUGCAGAUAAGGAUAAUGCUAAGUAUCACUGCACGGCUACAAACAAAUAUGGUACAGUAAGGUCAGAGUCGGUAAGGUUAUCUUUUGGAUUUAUAAGAGAAUUCAAUCAGAAACGGCCUGUUGAGAGUGGUAAGCAGUACUGGGGAAUGGUUAUGUAUUGUGAUCCACCCUCUUACUAUCCUUCGGUUAACUUUUUAUGGGCUCGUAACUAUUUCCCUAACCUUGUUGAGGAAGAUAAACGUGUCUUCGUUUCAUAUGAUGGAGGUCUAUACUUCUCUGCGUUAGAGACAAUUGAUAGAGGAAACUACAGUUGUAAUGUUAUGAGCAAAGUUUCAGAUGCAGGAAGGAAUGGACCAUUCUUUCCACUUCUUGUUUAUCCACAUUCAGACUACCAGCAGUUGAAGUUCCCAAACAAUUUCCCAAAACUCUUCCCAGAGGCUCCGAUAGUUGGACAGGAAGUCAGGUUUGAAUGUAUUUCAUUUGGAUAUCCAGUACCCUCUUACAAUUGGACAAGGAAAAAUGGGGAUAUUCCUAAGAAAGCAUACUUAAGUAACUUUAACCGAGUCUUAACCAUCCCCAGUGUAGGGGUUGAAGAUGAAGGCGAGUAUAUAUGUGAUGUUCGUAAUGAUAGGGCUCAUAUAUCAAAUAAUGUGUAUCUGAAAGUGCAAGCUGAGCCUAACUUCACCAUCCCCUUGACUGAUAAACAUGUGGAUAAUAAGGGAAAUCUACAUUGGAAUUGUGAGGCUUUUGGUAUCCCUGAUGUAAAUUACACAUGGUGGAAGAAUAGUCAGAAACUUUCUAUGGAAACUUUAGAGACUGAAGACAGAGACAGGUAUAUCAUACAAGAUAAUGUAUUGAUAAUAAAAUACUUAGAUCCAACCAGAGAUCCGGGUAUGUACCAGUGUGAGGCAAGGAACCAGUUAAGAACGAGGUAUUCAACGGGGCAGCUACGAGUGCUGUCAUUGAAACCAUCAUUUAAGAAGCAUCCGUUGGAGUCAGAAACAUAUGGAUCAGAAGGAGGGAAUGUGACUCUCAGGUGUAACCCUGAAGCUGCGCCAAAGCCUACAUUCACUUGGAAGAAAGAUAACAUUGUUAUAGGUGCCGGAGGGAAAAGGUUUAUAACAGAGAAUGGAAAUCUUAUUAUAAGACAACUAUCUAGAGAUGAUGAAGGGGUUUACACUUGUGUUGCCAAGAAUCAGUAUGGCACUGAUGAGAGUCGGGGACGUCUUAUUGUUCUUAGAGCACCUCGUUUCAUUGAACGGUUACCUCCUAGAAUAACAACUCAGGUCGGACAAGUUAUUUUUCUACAUUGUAAUGCUGAAAUUGAUUCUAUGCUCGACACAGCUUACUUGUGGAACCAUAAUGGUAUCAGGAUGAAGGAAGCUGCUGAUCUGUACGCAGAUAAACGAAUUAAAAUCGACGGUGGUGAACUAACGAUAUUCGACGUGAGUUUGUCGGAUGUAGGAGAAUACGAGUGUAUUGUUAAAUCAGCGAUAGGUCGUAUUUCGACUCGUACACAAUUACGCAUAGAAGGUCCGCCUGGUCCCCCUGGCGGUGUACAGGUGUCAAAUAUUCAACAGUCUUCUGUUACACUGGAAUGGACCGACAGCAAUCCUAAUGGACGUCCUAUAACUAAUUACGUAGUCACGGGACGUACGCAGUGGAAUUCAACUUGGUAUGUGUUGAGCGAGAGUGUGACAAAUGUAUUUGAAAUAGACCGAUACAAUGGACGUAAACGAGCCACCGUAACAACAACCUUGAUGCCUUGGUCUGUGUAUGAGUUCAGGGUCCAAGCGGUCAAUAGUUUAGGUAUAGGGGAGCCGUCUUCUCCUAGUCCUCAAUUCUCCACACAAGCCGAUAAACCCUAUCACAGUCCUUUCAAUAUUGGAGGUGGUGGUGGAAAAAUUGGAGAUCUUACUAUCAAGUGGACACCGCUACCAAGAUCCCUGCAAAACGGUCCGGGCAUUUAUUACAAGAUAUUUUGGCGUCGGAAUAACACAGAAGUCGAAUUUCAGUCACUUUCACUUAAAGAAUAUGGAAACAUAGGAAUGCACGUUGUACAUAUACCCCUGGACUACUUCUUCACUCCUUACAAUAUAAAAGUGCAGGCAUUCAAUAACAUCGGCGCUGGUCCCGAGAGUGAGGUAGUCACUAUAUAUUCUGCUGAAGAUAUGCCUCAAGUCGCCCCUCAGCAAGUGUAUUCAAGAUCAUUCAACUCUACUUCUCUUAAUGUAACGUGGAACCCUAUCGACCAGUCACGUGACAGACUGCGAGGAAAAUUAAUCGGUCAUCGUCUUAAGUACUGGAAACAAGCUAACAAGGAAGAGGAAUGUAUCUACUAUUUAUCAAGAACAACACGCAAUUGGGCUCUGAUUGUGGGGCUCCAGCCAGACACAUACUAUUACGUCAAAGUAAUGGCGUUUAAUUCAGCUGGCGAAGGUCCGGAAAGCGAGCGAUACUUGGAGCGUACAUAUAGGAAGGCUCCUCAGAAGCCCCCUGCUUCUGUGAAUGUGUGGGCCGUCAACCCCAGCACCGUGCGAGUUGUGUGGCGAUAUGUACAACCCACUGACGAAGAGGAACCUCUCAUAGGCUAUAAGGUGCGAGUGUGGGAGAUUGAUCAAGAUAUGAGCACAGCUAAUGACACUCUAGUGCCAGUGGAACAUAAAUUAGAAGCAUAUGUCAAUAGUUUGACUCCGGGCAAGUCUUACAACUUGAGAGUCUUGGCUUACUCCAACGGUGGGGACGGCAGGAUGUCCUCUCCUCCGAUCACAUUCCAGAUGGGCGACUACCACAGUGAUGCUUAUGGAUAUUAUGUUAGAAGUGCAGCUGCUAAACUAAAUAUCUCUCAUAUAUACUCUGUAGAAAUGAUUCUAUUUUAUAUAUUUUUCUUAACUUGUUACAAUCUGUAG